Messenger RNA from Penicilliopsis zonata CBS 506.65, 2246 nucleotides. RefSeq lists its product as hypothetical. The transcript is spliced from 4 exons. The record is from RefSeq and is a predicted model, not a curated record. Gene Ontology annotation, biological process: transmembrane transport. Gene Ontology annotation, cellular component: membrane. Bases 484 to 1959 code for a protein of 491 amino acids. Gene Ontology annotation, molecular function: transmembrane transporter activity. Lineage: Eukaryota; Fungi; Ascomycota; Eurotiomycetes; Eurotiales; Aspergillaceae.
GCAAGAUAAGCUUCACGCCUGAUCGGCCAAUAUAUUCAGCAAGGAUCAGCCUCUCCGUUCGUCAAUCCGUAGCACUGGUGAACCGAGAGGUGGAAAAUCGGACAGGCGGAUGCUCUAGCUUCAUUGAAUGACGAUCCUAGCAAGGCCUGCAUCCAUCGUCUCUGCCUCCUCACCACGGCAAUUUUGUUCAAUUUCGGUUCUCGUUCUGCAGCAAGUCUCUAACCGAAAUGGUCCUGCAGGGUUCCAGGAUGGCCGAUGCACAAUUGAUAAGCAUUGACUACAGUGGAGCAGGACGGCAGGCGUGCUGCUUUUGUGUCUUUCUUACAGCUUCGAGCCCCUCCACUAUGACUCAAUCACAUGCGUUCGCAAAUUGGACGACGACGACGACGACGACGACAACGGCUGGGAAAGUGCGUGGAUUGACUUGCCCCUCGAAUUGAAUAGCGAUCCGUCGGUUUCCAAGAGACUUUUGAGGUUCCCGCCAUGGCUGAGCAACGGGAUUCUGCGACUGAGAAAUCGCCUGCUGGUGUGCAGCCCGAGGCCCUCAAUCCAGACGAGCCUCUCGACCGUGACGAUGAAAGCCUGACGGGUGAAGAUCCGAAGUCACUAGAGCGAAGUCUACGAUUAAAGGUUGAUCUUCGCCUGUGUUCCAUUGCGGGCAUUCUGUGCAGUCUCAACCUGGUCGACUCCGGCAUUCUGUCCUCUGCAUCGGUGACCGGCAUGCUGGAGGAGUUGGGCCUCGAGGGGAGGCGCUAUUCUGUGGCUAUCUUCAUCUUCACUAUUGCUAGUGUGGUGUUUCAGCUGCCAUCAACAGUGGCCGUACGACUCGUGGGACCUCGCGUCUGGUUUUCAAGCAUCACCUUCUGCUUCGGACUGAUCACGCUGUGCACUGCGUUCAUCAAGACCUGGCGACAGAUGAUUGCGCUACGCAUCCUCCUCGGCAUCUCCAUGUCGGGCAUCUAUCCCGGUCUCACAUACCUGAUCAGCACCUGGUACACUCGACGUGAGCUGCAGCUGCGGUUCGCAUUUUUACAAGCUGGCGAGGUUAUUGGGAUGGCCACGGGUACUAUCGUCAACUACGGGCUCAGUUACCUCAACGGCCGAGCUGGCCUGGAUGGAUGGCAGUGGAUGUAUCUUGUGCAGGGACUGGCAACGUGUGUGCUGGGGGUCAUCACAUACUGGUGGAUGGUAGAUUUCCCGGAAAACGCUGGCCGGAGCUUCCGCUUCCUGACGGAGGCUGAGGCUCGCCUUGCAGCUGAUCGGAUCAACGCAGACAGAGAUGACCUUAUCCCUGAUCAGUUCUCCACUCGCAAGGCUCUCGCUGCUUUCCAAGACCCGAAGGUUUACGGGUUCGCGUGCAUGUUCUUCUUGCUGAACCUCGUUUCUACUUCUUUAUCCUACUUCCUUCCCAUUAUCCUGGAAGAUGGAAUGGGCUUCUCCUCGAAUAAUUCGAUCCUGCUGUCAACUCCGCCCUACUACUACGCGGUCUUGCCCGUCCUGUUGACCUCUUUCAUCGGCGACACUUAUCGCAUCCGCGGUCCCCUCAUUAUAUUCAAUGCACUUGUCCUUAUUGCAGGAUUCUUGAUGUUUGGUCUCCCCGCCUCCACUCAAGUCACAGUGCGGUACAUCGGCGUCUUCCUUGCCACGGGUGCAUACGUUUCGAACUGGGCCGCCCUGAACGCAUACCAAGCCAACAAUGUGGUGGGCCAGUGGAAGCGCGCCGGCACGGCGGCAGCAAUUACUGCAUGCAAUGGAUUGGGCGGCGUUGCCGGGAGUUAUAUCGUUGAGUCGUGGCAAGCACCUACAUACCAGACCGCGGUCUGGGUCUCCAUCGGAUCUCACAUCCUCAUGAUUGCCAUAGUUGGCAUAUUCUCGAUAUAUUUCUACAUCUCCAAUCAACAGCAGAAACGAGGUAAAAAGAUAUUGGAAGACAAGCCUGGGUUUAGAUACACGUAUUGAUGGAUUAUCUCACGAGACCAAGUUUUUGACGUUCGGUUUUUCGUUUUAGAGAUUCAUUUCUGUGGUUGAACUCAUGGCCCAUAGGUAUAUAUAUAUAUAUACGACCAGUCUUAAAUUAGAAGUCUAGACAAUCUAUGAAAUAUAUAUAUAUAACACCGCCAUUUCCAUGUCGCUCAAGAUAGUCGUUCAUAAAUCCGGGUGAAUUAUGUGGCUCAGAAUUGAGGACUGAAACCCUAAAGGAUUGAGAUCGUGAGCAUGUAUAUGAGCUAAGGGAUAGGUCACCUACA